This is a messenger RNA of Condylostylus longicornis, 2048 nucleotides long. It is a transcript of the gene Notum, whose product is annotated as palmitoleoyl-protein carboxylesterase NOTUM. NCBI's taxonomy places the organism in Eukaryota, Metazoa, Arthropoda, Insecta, Diptera, Dolichopodidae. The record is from RefSeq and is a predicted model, not a curated record. Gene Ontology annotation, molecular function: hydrolase activity. The coding region runs from base 1 to 1944 and encodes 647 amino acids. The transcript is spliced from 4 exons.
AUGAGGACUAAAAUUUUAAAAUAUACGAAAGUAUCAACUUUCAUAACAGUAAGUGUCACAGUAAUAUUUCAAUUGCUUAUAUUUUCCAAUUUUUGUGAAUGUCGUGCCUUAAAUACAUUAAAUUUAACAAAAUCAUCAAAAUUUUCAAUUGAAAGUAAUUCAAUUCAACGGGAUGUAGUUGAAACACAAACCAAUAAUGACAUAAAUAGAUCAUUAAAGCGAGUUUUCUUAUCAAAUCGUACAGUAACUUGUAAUGACGGUUCACAAGCUGGUUUUUAUUUAAGAAAAUCACCAGGAGCAAAAAGAUGGGUAGUGUUUUUAGAAGGAGGUUGGCAUUGUUUCGAUAUAAAAUCAUGUCGAUCUAGAUGGUUAAAAUUCCGUCAUCUAAUGACAUCAGCACAAUGGCCAGAAAAUAGAGAUGUUGGUGGUAUAUUAUCACCAUUACCUGAAGAAAAUCCAUAUUGGCAUAAUGCAAAUCAUGUUCUUGUUCCAUAUUGUAGUAGUGAUUCUUGGUCUGGAACGAAAACACAAAUAGAAACAAGAGAUGGUUGGCGUUUUAUGGGUUCUUUAAUAAUUAAACAGGUUAUUGCUGAUUUAAUUCCUCUUGGAUUAGGUGGACCAGCUAAUUCUGAAUUACUUCUUGUGGGAUCUUCAGCUGGUGGUCUUGGAGUAAUGUUGAAUUUAGAUAGAGUUAGUCAUUUUAUACAUAAUGAAAAGAAUCUUAAGGUUCUUGUAAGAGGUGUCAGCGAUUCGGGAUGGUUUUUGGAUCGGGAACCUUAUACACCUGGUGCUGUUGCAGCAUCAGAAGGUGUAAGACAAGGUUGGAAAAUGUGGGGUGGCUCACUACCUGAAGAAUGUGUUAAACAUCACUUAAAUGAACCUUGGAGAUGUUAUUUUGGUUAUAGGCUUUAUCCUACUUUAAAAUCGCCACUCUUUGUGUUUCAAUGGCUUUUUGAUGAAGCACAAAUGAGAGCUGAUAACGUUGGUGCUCCUGUUACACCACAGCAAUGGGAUUAUAUUCAUGGUAUGGGCGGUGCUUUGAGGCAAUCACUCGACAAUGUGACAGCUGUAUUCGCUCCUUCAUGUAUUGGACACGCAGUGCUAUCAAAACGAGACUGGUUAAAUAUUAAAAUCGAUGACAUUUCUCUACCGGAAGCAUUAAGAUGCUGGGAACAAUCUACAAGAAGAAAACAUAAUAAAUUAAGAAGAGAUUCUGAACCAAAAAGAAAUGACAAAAAAAGACGUCAUAAUCAAAAACAUAAUCGCCAAAAUAACAAUCAGCAAAAUGAUGGAACAAUAAUAACUAGUCCGACAGUUGAAAAAAAAAAUAAAAAAGGAAUUGAUAAAAAUAAUGGUGAACAAAAAAAAUUAACAAAAGAAGAACGUGAACAGAGACGUCGUCAUAAUGAACGUCGACGUAAACAUAGGAAAUUAAGGGAGUCACAAAAAGAAUUAAAAACUGUUGAUGGUAUUUUUGAUAGGAAUUCUAAUAUAACACAAAAAAAUGGUGGUGGUAAUAAAAAAAGAAACAAGCUUCAGGAGAAUUUUGAAGAAAAUUCACCAAAUAGCAAACAUCAUAAAAACGGUGGAAAUGGAAAAAGGAAACGUAAAAGAAAAGAGCAAUUGAGACAUCAAUAUAGAAGAGAUCAAGAAAUACUAUCAUUUGGUUCAAGAUUUACUGAAGGUGAUGAUGCUAAAGUCAUAUUAGAACCGAAAAAGUGUUCAUUACGACUUUUAGAAAAAUGUAGCUGGCCGCAAUGCAAUUAUUCUUGUCCAACUUUAACUAAUCCCUUGACUGGGGAGGAAAUGAGAUUUCUAGAAUUAUUAGCAUCAUUUGGUUUAGACAUCGAGGCAGUAGCUACUGCAAUCGGUGUUGAUAUGCAAACCUUGAACAAUAUGGAUAGAACAGAGUUAGUAAAUCUUUUAACACAGCAAACAAGCUGAGAGAUGCGUGCUAACAGAAAGCAUGAGAAACUUAUUGAUUACUUAAACUGUGAUGCGAUAAUCAAAAAAAAAAUAUAUAAAAAUAAAAAACAAAUUUAUUUAAA